UUCCUCGUGCUCAUUGAGUACGAAGAUAGUGAAACAAAUGUCUCCUGUGCGUGGUCUGCAAAUUCACCUUAAACACAUUUAUAGAAAUUUCAAGUGUAUUGUAAUAAUCUGAAUCUAAGUUUAAGGUUCCAUGUAUCGUAUUGCACUUUUCGUGUCGCAUUAAGUCACGCAAACUCGCGUAAAUUAUACCAAACGCGUUAACGAGAUGUACCGCCUAGUUCUAUCGGCAAGUACUGCUACCGUGUUGUUGGUUGAGGUUACGGGAACUCCCAGGACCGUCAGGUAGAGUAGGUUCCUAAAGGUGGUGAAAGCAAAAUUGCUGUGGUGUUAGCGAAAACAGAAUUUCAAGCCCGUAUUCCUUCGUGUAGCCGCAUAUCACACGAGCCUACUUACAGUCGUUUUUGACGAUACAAUUUUGAGUGAAGCAGUUGUAUUUUACUGCUCACAAUCUGGUUUUUGUCUUAGUUUAAAGUUUACAGGACAAAAACGAAGAAACAGAGCUUAAUUGACAAAAUUCAAGUUGAAAGGACUACGGUAGCAGGAUUUUCAUUAUUUUUUUAAAGCAUAUAUUCUCUUAAUCAUUUACUUAAACCCUACUCGUGCAUUUAAGACAGAAUGACGGCAUUUUCAAAGUCUAGAUUCACGUUUGAUGUUUUAAAACAGCUUCCUUAUGAGUGUGACAGUCGGUCAGAACAGCUCUCGAAGCUUGAAUUCAUUUUGUCCAAACUGUACGGUGCCCUUACGGUCUGCAGUUGGGCCAGCAUUGCCAAAUGGGACAGUGAGCUUGAGAAAUGGCUCCAGUUGGAGUACAGACUGCCCAGAAAGGCGCAUACGACGCUUGUUAGUAUCUACUAUGAACUGGCAAUUACUUUAAACCUCCCUGAAUGGGUUGAUAGAAAAGCCACAGAUCGUUUUAGAGAGUUAUUGGACCUUCCUUCGUGUCCGGAUGAGAGUUGCAAUGGCAAUGUCUGUACCCAUCCUAUCGACAAGCGUUAUCUUACGGUAGCUGACUUGCAAUUGGAUUGGCGUCUGGCCUUUGGGCUUAUGGAGAAGCAACUUCAUCCUCUCGAACAGUAUUCCGCAACCAUCACACCUAGCUACUCAUUUGAUGCGGAGUUGGUUCAUGCGGCGAAUGCAUUCUUUCCGGCAGAAGAGACGAAGAACGUGCUGGAUGAAGUGCUUCCUCUGUUUUCCUCUUCCCACUCUGCAGAUGCGUUUGUCGCUAUCGGUGUGCUCUCGUUCUUACUCCCCACUUCCCCUUCCUCUUCAGAGGAUCCGAGCUUGAAUCCGCAGACAUGGCUCCCUACCAUUUUCCAUCUGUACAAUAUGUCUACGAGAAGCACCGUUGCCGAUACUAUGUUCUUCGAUAUUUUUGCUCGCCUGGCUGCCAGCGGUCUCAGCGAAAAUUCUAAAUAUCAAUUCUCCGAGUACGGCGUGUUUACUCCGGAACAGGCGCGAGCUUUGUUUCACUAUGGUCUUCGCCUAUUCGAUGUUGACAUUCCUAAUGGAAUGACCUUUUUUUCGAACUCAGAGCAGUAUACAGUAAUGUCCAUGUUCAAUGCUGCAAGUUCUGACGCAGUUUCUCGGUUCGCUGAAUGGAUUGUGUGUUCAUUAAGUUCGAAAUGUGAAGAAACAGGAGACAGUAUUCUCACUAUGUUGAGUGAGCUCUUUUCCUUGAUUUUACAGUAUUACCACCCAUCGGUCAGUGGUUCUAGCAAUGAAAUGCUGUACCAAUUUAUUGCUGAACUAUCGCAGCGCUUUUUGAAACGUUGGACAUACGAAAAUGACGAACAAGUUUCCAUUCCGAAGGAAAAACGUUUGACAGAAGCUAUAAAAAAGGAGUUCGUUGCGAUAUUAAAACCAUCAGUAUUUUUUGGUAUUUAUUCAAGGACCCGUUACUUACGUGAAAUGGCACAGGUAUCCCUCUGGGCGCUCGCCAUUCUUGAACCUGACGUUAUUGUGCCAUCUAUGUUGAAAAGGAUUUAUCCAGCGUUGCAAUCAUUACUCGAAACACACCGUACCCUUGUUUCAUUGGAGUCGCUUAUUUCGUUGGCUCAAGUCAUUGCUUCGACGAAACGUUAUCAGCCCCAUAUUCUCCCGCUUUUGGAACUCAUUCUUCCCGGAAUUGACCCUAACGAUUGCGACAAAACAAAAUUGGCCUUACAAUUUGUGGCCAUCAUUUCCCAUUGUGUAUCGUUUCACAAUAUUGAUGAAUAUGCUGACCCUAACCUGUUCCUUCAUUGGUUUCAAAUGGAAAUGGCUAAGUUGGAGCAGAUGAAAUUUGACAAUCCUGCAUCAGACAAUGAACUUGAUGAGGGUGAUGUUGAUUAUGACAAAAUUAUGGCUAGUGCUAUGACUAGUUUCUGCGACUGGCUGCUUGCUUUUGAGGGACGCGUGUUUACACUUCUUGAGAACUUUCCGGAUGGCGACAAUAAGGAGUCUAUUGAAAAGUACCUCUCAAUGACCAUGGAGCCGCUGUUGGAUUCUCUGAGUGAUGAGUGGCUUGAUCUGGCUCUCUCAAAGGUUUGCCAUUUUAUUUCAACGAACGUUGUCUAUCAGUCAAUUGAUGCCAUAAACAAGGUUUGUGCGGCGUUUAUGUGUACUGCGCCCGAGAAAACUUGGAAGACUCUGUAUCCCAUUCUCUUUGCCAACAUUUUUUCGGAAAUUGACGAGAAUAAGGCAGGACUAUCUCGAGGUAGCAACUCAAAUGAGAUUUUGCCUCGCGACCGUAUGUUGGUUUGGAAUCUUAGUAUUCUUCGUGCCGUUAUUGGCUCCAAUGGAAAAUAUUUCAUCGGAAAAGAGGAUGAAUUAACACAGCUGCUCGACAAGCUUCUUCUUUGUCGGGGUUUCACGGGAUCCUUGACAUCGUCGUUCGUCCUUCAAUUGGUAUUUCUUUUGAUUUCUGUGUACCCUGCCGCCUCUCCAGAACGACUACGACUCAAACCGGAAAAAUGGGGGAGACCUUGUGAUUCGGAGUCGUUCAAAAUGUGCUGGAACAUGCCUUCUAAGCAAGAGAUUGAACUGGCUAUUUUCCUUUGCAACCGUUACAUGACAUUGUGUAUGGAUCGCCUGCAAGAAUUGGUCAUUACUAACAGGCCACACACCGCAACAAUUGAAUGGAUUGAUGAAGUUUGCACAUAUUUUGAAUGGUUAAACUCUUUAACUUCAGCAUCAGCGGAAAUGUAUCGGGUACCCGACGAAGAGUUUGUUCCGGAGUCUAAGCAUGAUGAAUACAACACCUAUACUGUCGAUUAUCAAUAUGUACGUUCAGCGGUCCGCAGUCGCUGGAACUUGGCUUCUCAACAAAGUUCUAUCAUGAGUGCUUUACGGGAACGUUUAGGUUCACUAUUGAUUGAACUUCACAAUGUUAUUUUCGACUCCGUCGAUUAUGAUGUUUGUUUAUUGGCAAAUUUGGUCACUUGCGAAAAAUCCUUUUUGUUGGAUUAUGAGUAUCCGGAGUCUUUACGGCUUUUUGAGAAUAUAACAUUCCGUUAUAAUCUGUUGGCUUCGUAUUUUUCCUUUAAACCGCAAAAACAACCUUUUAACGCGACACUUCUGGGUACGAGAAUUUAUUCGGUCUUCCUUAACCAUCUUCGCUUGUCGUACGUGACACGAAUUCCUACUGCAAACGAAAAAACAAUAUUAAAACAGCUCAUCAAACCUUGUUGUUCGCAAUAUGCUGUUAUACGUCUUGCUGCUCAAGCUUCUCUGGCAUCUUGUGUCGUUCUUUUCCGUGACACACGAUUGGAGAUUUUCCAAUCUUUGGUGGACAUUCUAAAUAAAGCCGAGGAUGUUGAUGUGCUCGAAGGGUCGAUUGGUGCUUUAGUUAUAAGCCCUUCGUUGUUUAAUAUGGUAAAACGACAAUGGGUUUUCUUGUCCCCAUUACUUCAUAUUAUUAUUCGGUUACAACGUUUCGAUAAACCCAUACUACAAACCAUUGCUUCGCGAGUUUUUGAGAAUGUUAUCACAAGCAUAUGCUAUGAAACUUUCUUUCCCGUUUAUGAACAUCGCUACGUCCCUAAAAUUACUUCACCAGCUGAGAUUGAAGAAUUAAACAAAUUAUCUGCUGCAUUGAAAGAACAAAGGCAAAGAGACCAAGAGGCGGCUCUUAAGACUCGAGAUGCGUUUGUGGAAAUACUUCCUGGUGCUCAUUGGAAAAUUCAGGAGCUUAUCACACAUGCGUUUUAUUCUUCGUUUGCCAAUUUCUUUAUUCCGCCAACGCCAAAAGUGUUAGAGUUAAUGGGCGAGGGAACUAUCUCUUCACAUCCGACCAUUAGAACCAACAGUUUUGCUGGAUUUGUUGAAGUUAUGUAUUAUAUAUGGGAAGUGUCUCUCUCUAAGGGUAAUACAAAAGAUUUAUUGUGUCAAAACAUUCGUCUUCCCAAUGAGAUAACGUUGAAGAGGAAUUCUGAAAAUGUUGAAGCAAUGAAACGGGCUAUUUUCGAUUUUCGAAGCUGUCGGAAAUCGUACUGUGUACUAUCAACUUACCCCGGUUGGCUUGUCUUACCUGAUCAUUUGGAUGUUCUCGAGCGUACUUGUAGUGAUCAGAUAGACUUUUCGGCUGUGCAAGACCUUGUUGAUACAGCUGUCAAAGUUAUCAACGAAUCUUGGCUUCAAAAGCUGCUUAGUUACCUGGUUCAAGAACCUCGUGUCGGUACUGAUGCUGAUGAUUCUUCUGCCAGAGGAAAAUGGAGAAUUAACGUUGUCUAUAUUUGGGAAGCAAUUUUCAAGCUUCUUUUUAGCACGAAGUCCUAUGUUUCCACAAACUUUUUACAUAAACAGGUUGAGACUUUAUGCUCAUCUUCUGAUCGCUUUUGUAACAGAGCUGGCACUGAACUGCUUACUGGCAUCAUAUUGAGUUUACCACGAUGCAAAAAGGAAAUUGCCGAAAAACAUUGGAAUUGGAUCGUUCCUCUUGUAACUGCUUUAUUGCAGACAGGUCUUUCUUCGGAGAAUUUGGGUUUCUGGUCUUUACUUAUACAAACUGUCUUCAUGGAUUCCGAUCCUACUCUUUAUUGGCCAUUGUAUCAUUUAUUGGUUAAUUUGCAUCUUAAUGUAACAUUUAAGCACGUUUUUUGGGACAGUGCAAGACUUAAGUUAAUGAGGAAGCUAGUCGAAACAUUAGGUUGGCAUUUUCAAUUUGAGCAGCCUUUAUAUGAUUUAUUGCUUUCAAACUUACAACAACCAUAUGAAAAGUAUAGAAAGGAAAUCGGGUCUUUGUUGGCUGAGCUCGAAAAUGCACAAAUUCAUGAAUCCUACGAAUCCGUUGACGCUUUACUAAAGGCGAAUUCUACAGAAGGCCCUCUUGGUGCAUUCUUUGGAAAAAACCCAACUACAAAACUUACUGUAUUGAUAAAAGCAUACGAAAAACUCGAACUUCUGCGAAUUGAAGCGAAAGACAGUUCAGACCGCAAGACUUAUGUAAAUUACGCGAGUACGAUGGCUCGCUGGACCGAAAAACUACUCAUGUCCCCUUGCGGUUUUAUUGUCUUGCCUAUCGUUCCCGGUACGGUAUUACCAGCUGUACUCCAUAUGUUGGAUGCCAAGGAUGAUGACGAUUUACAAAAUGCAGCAGCUUUCCUAUUACAACUUCUAGGAAAUCUUACUUACCCAACUACAACUGUCGAUGAAUUCUGUGAUGCGUGCCUAGCAACUAUGAAAAAUCAGGAUUCGUGGCAUCACCGCUUACAUAUUCUUGCCGCUCUUCUUCCGUUUAUGUUCCGUCAUUCGUUUAUUGCGAGCAAGGAAAUAAAGUUAUCUGUUUUAGAGGCGCUUGUUACUAUGCUUGAUGAUACACAGCUUGAAGUUCGAGAGGGCGCGGCUGUUUCUAUGGCUAUGCUGGUUCAUUGCUUCACAAAGUCACGCCUUGAUAUUAUUCUCAACUUGCGCAAGAGAUUCCUUGAGGUGCUUGAUACCACGCUGUCGCCUAUCUCCAAGCUUGCAAAGGCAUUGGUACAGGACGAAUAUAACGAACUGAUUGCUCAAAGACAUGCCGCAGUUUUGGGGCUUUCGGCAUUAGUUAAUUCUAUAUCAUUUGAUAUGCCCCCAGACUGGAUGAAGCCUAUUCUAUUGCGUUUAACUGCAAUAACAAAUCAUCCUCAUCCUAUUGGCGCUAGCGCUAAAAAGACCAUAACUGACUUCAGAAAAUCACGUUCAGAUGUUUGGCAGUUCAUGGACAGCUACUUCACAAGAGAGGAGCUUGAUGAGCUUAGAGGUGUAUCAUCUCAUUCGUAUUUUGCAUAGACAAUAAAGAAUGAGAUUUGAAUAAGAUUAAAAACCUACAUUAAGUAUCUAGAUAUAUAUACUCAAGGACCUUCGCGCUUCAUUCGUUGAAUGCCUUCUC
Molecule: messenger RNA, 6343 nt
Organism: Schizosaccharomyces japonicus yFS275
Lineage: Eukaryota; Fungi; Ascomycota; Schizosaccharomycetes; Schizosaccharomycetales; Schizosaccharomycetaceae
Exons: 2
Coding region: 616-6243 (1875 amino acids)
Cellular component (GO): cytoplasm; nuclear speck
Molecular function (GO): peptidase activator activity; proteasome binding
Source: RefSeq, a predicted model, not a curated record